Mizuhopecten yessoensis (Yesso scallop) is the source of this 5233-nucleotide messenger RNA. RefSeq lists its product as uncharacterized. The annotation marks the transcript as partial. The transcript is spliced from 10 exons. The record is from RefSeq and is a predicted model, not a curated record. Gene Ontology annotation, molecular function: protein binding. NCBI's taxonomy places the organism in Eukaryota, Metazoa, Mollusca, Bivalvia, Pectinida, Pectinidae.
AACACAAUUACGUCACAGGCCGGUGACACGUACAUCCAUGGUGUGGUCAGGAUGUCCCUAGCAGCAGGCGUGCUGAGCCUUUUGGAGUACGUAUUGGGAAAUGUUGUACAUCCUGGAGAACUCAGGGGCUUGUUAGAUUGCCUUGGCAAUUCUGCCCUACACAUGGCAGCACAGUGUCAGAAAUGUUCCGCACUCGUACGCCUAGAUGUCAUGACGCUACUUGUUGAAGCUGGAGUCGAUGAAACAGCGAGAAAUAUUGAGGGGAAAACUGCAGGUUCAUACCUUUCAGGAAAUGAAGAAGAUUGUCUUCAAAGUCACCAUGAAUAUAAUUUAAUUUGUUCCGGAUUGAUGGCAAAGAAGAUGAAGCAGGCAGUGGAUAAGAUAUACGACAAUGUUGAUAAUGUGAGAAGAGAAGACGAUACUGAGGAAUUCCAAGAAAGUACACAGGAUAAACAUAUUCAAGUACAAGAAAAGCAGACAAUAGAAAGAACAUUUGAUGCGACACCAAAAACACAUUCGAAGGAAGACGACGCACCGGACAACAACACGGUAGAGAACACUACAGAUUUGUUGCUGCAGAAAAUGAUGACUGUUGGUCUUGCUCAAAAUUGCAAUCUAUCCUCCCGAAUACAGGACGCCCACAAAUAUAAUGACAGUGGUCAAUCUUUGGAAACCAUUGCAGAAGAAAAUUCCUUUCAAUAUGAGACCACAAACAAUCAACGACAACCAGUCCCUGUUACUGAAGAAGAAGAGAUGCCUGUUCGAGAACCACAGAUUUCGGUAUCACAAGGUAUCGACGGAGAAUCUUCAAGGAAUUUCAAUACAGACGUCCAAAUUACAAAUAGAUGUUUACCAGUUGAAUCUGUACCAGACAAGCCAAAACUGAUUGAAUUCAACCUAGAAACCAUUAAGAUUGAUUUACAAAAUGGUCUCCCAGAGCAACAGGUUAUCUCAAUCACAGAAAAAGCGUCUAACACAUGUGAAGUUUCUCAAGUUGAUAUCAAUUCUGAAAAUGUACACGUAAAUGUUGUAAAGACUUAUCACGUUUCCGAUGAUGUUGGAGAUGACAAUUCGUCGUUUGGUUCGCUUGAACACAACAAAUCAUGUGGUAGCGACAUGGAAGUCGAAGUUUCUCUUAACAAAUCCACAAUCCAGUCUUCACAAUACAGCAAAAAACAAUUGCAGUCUUCUGAUGUUUUGAGGGACAGAGCUGCAUGUGCAGCGUUGCAAUAUGCUGGCACUGACAAAGACAAUGACGGUAUAAAAUACACUGCUUCAAUACACGUGCAAGCAAGCUUGUUCGGAUCUAUAGCCCCAUAUAACAAUGAUAACGUCAGUGUCGGGAUAACUUCCGUUCAGAAAAAUGAUUACAGAGAUCACGAUGAGAUUCAAGUUGCACCAAAGUUCAAUGACAAUCCCGAAACAGAAAAUAAAGCAGAGAACGAAUCAAAUUGUAGUGAGCUAGGACAAGACGUGACUCGUAAUGACACCAUGGUAAAAUCUUCACAAGAAAGCGUAACACAAUCACAUAAGUUAUCCAAGAAGUCUCCUGAAGUUUUAAAGGAAAAAGAUGCAAAUGACGAAAACAUCGAUGUUCAAUCCUUAUUGAACAAGGACAUUUUGCUAAAACAUAUAGCCCCAGAUGACAAUUCGUCGCCUGUCCUAAUAAAGGUUCAUGACGAUGACAAUUCUCAAGCACAAAAGAAAGCCGAGACAAAAUCAAGUGGUAGUGAGAUAGGUUACGGCGUGUCUCACAAGGAUAUCAUGUCCAAAUUUUCACAAGAUAGCCUAACAAAACAACAAGAUGUUUUACAGGAAGAAAGUUUGAGUGAGAAGUUUCAAUGUGGCAACACUUGCGCUAUUCCGUUAGAGGAUAUGGUAUCCAAUGAUAACGGCUGCAGACAUCCUUUUGACCAAGUUGAAACUGUCAACUUGGAUUUAAAAAAUGGCCUCCCCCAACAACAGGUUUACCCAAUCACGGGCAAAUCGUCGUAUAACGAAUGUGAAACUAACACAACACCACAACAUAGGUCGCAGUUCUUUCAACUGGCACCUGUUGAAACAAAAACCAAACCGGUCGCCAAGAAACCAGGGAAGUGCAAGCAAACCCAAAGAUCAAGUACUAAGGAAACUAAAGAACAGAAAGUGUUUGAAGAUACUUCAUCAUAUCAGGACAACAAGCAUGAACAGUGUUGUCCAGCUGAGAAAACAUCUGAAACAUCAGAAUCCUGUUUAUCAUAUAAUAUGGACGAAGAUAAAAUGCUCACAUUGCCUGAACAAGGUACAGAUCAAAUACAAGUCACAUUGGAUUCACCUGUGCGAGCAAGAGAAAAUCAAAUGACUUCACUCCAAAAUGGUCCUGAGUUGAUGGUUUCGAAGGAAAGGCCUUAUUUUCUUCAAACACACGUCUCGAAGAGAACGGAGUUGCGAAAUUUUCAGAUGAUGUCAAAGCACGAUCACACCGAGGAGGACAGUACUGAUUCCGAGCAUAUAAAUGAAAAUGAAAAUAUUUGCAAUGAUAUUUCCAGUACUACAGUUGGAGAACUCACAUCUACCACUGAUGCAAACGGAAAGAGUAAAUCAUAUGGAUGCGCCCCAACCAAACAGUCUCAUUACGGAGAAACAGAAGAAAAAAUCGCAUUGGAUAAGCGGUACGACCAAACAUUCAAUAGGAAACGUCCGAUAUCAAAGCGAAGGGAUUUGUGUCUUGAGAUUAAACAUCUGAUUUCUGAUAUACAGAAUCCACCAAGCAUAUUCUACCGAGAGGCUGAAAAGGAAGACGACGCCACAGAAAAAAACAAGGACUUCGGUGAGGACUCAUCUAACACAGAGAUGUACGACUGUACAAACGGAGUUUUAGAACUAGAAUGUACAGAGGAAUUCUGGAAGACGAUGUGUUCCGACCAGAUGCCACUAGACAUAAAAAGGAGAGCACUUAGGAUUCUAAAACAGCUUGCAAGCGGAGAAAAGUGUCAUUAUCGGAAUUCACCUUCGAAUGAAAACAUCUUUAAGGCAAAAAUAUUACCUGAGGUUUACAUCAUAUGGGGAACAGCAAGAGUAUAUUCUCAUAGACUUAAUAAUUCAGAUGAAACAGAGAUGAGACGUGACUUAGGAACAAAACAUCCUAAAGUUAUAUAUUCGGAAGUUAUCAGGAUAUGGGACAUAGUGAGAGGUUCGGAAGAAAUGGAAAAAUGCACCAAACGUUUGAAAGAGAUAAGUCAAAGGCAUAACAGAUGUCUGCAACAGACACAUUUGACAGGUCAAGUGACAAAACUCUCACAAAGAGCAUAUAUUCCAAGCAUUUUUACCGUAUCGGAAUCACAAGAUGUGUCCAAUGUCAUAUCUGUUCCGAAAUAUCUGCGAAGGCAAAAUGGCAUACAGAAAUUCUAUUUGAUCUCCCCGGAGAUGAUCAGGUGUUUUAUACAGAGUAACCUAUCAAACGUAACCUUCCCGUUCCGGUUGUCUUAUCCAGAACGUGAUAUUGUGGAUCUGCAGUCAGAUUUGCCCGUGUUUUUGCUCGGAGAGAACGGCUCCGGGAAAACAACGUGCUGUAUGUACAGGCUACUGCAAAUAUGGUUAGCAAACCGAAAAACAUCAACAGCUGGUUCAGGACCAAAUGCGAUUGAUGAAAGCGCAGACUUCAAUGGCUCAGAUGAAAAUGAUACAUACCUGUGCCAAUCAACAGAAACAGAUACCAAAUUUGCUGAGGCCGAUAUAGGAGAAAAUAACAUUCUCCGUCCUAUAUUCAUCACCAAAGAUAGAUGGAAAGCAAAAGAGGCAAAAGAAAUUUUUUUGGGCCUCUGCUGUGGAAGUGACCCUUCUCCUAAAAACAUCAACCGAAAGGAACAAGAACUACCAGAGAGCUUUCAAAAUGCUUCUAAUGACAUAUGUCCAUUGUUUCUCACAAUGCAACAAUUUCUCUUCAUUUUGGAUUCGUCAUUAGGGGAACCAAAAUUCUUCGAGGGGAACAAAGCUGAUAUGAAUUCCUGGGUCAACGUCCUUGACACCCUAGAACUUGGGCACCCAUCGGUUCCCGUGAAAGGCAAACUGCUUCGGCAAGUCACUUACGAGGUCUUCCGAGACGAGGUAUGGCCUAAGCUUGGAAAGGCGUUUGAUGGAAAAUAUGAUUUGUCUUUCGUCUGGAUUGAAAUACUGAACCAUAUUGCAGGAUCGAUCGAAGCAAUAUCUCAAAGAUCUGGAAUACUAACAAAGGAGCAAUAUGUUGGUAAAGCAAGACUUAGGACUGUAUACUCCAAAGAGGAUUUGUCUCAUAUCUAUGACAUGUUCAAACGAUAUGACAAUUUGAAAACUCAGAAGGGUUACUUCGAUGUUACUGACCUGCUUCAUUCUAUAAUGACAAGGAUACAGACCGAACCAUCAGUUCCAUUCGUCUUCCAGCAUAUAUUUGCAGAUGAUGUACAGGACUUCAACUCAGCAGAAAUCAGCCUUCUUCUUAGCUUUAGUUCCGAACCAAACACAGUGUUCUUGUCUGGGACACAAAAAGAGCAUCAUGUGUCAAUAUCGGAUGGCGUGGUGAAACUUUUGCAUUUCAACGGAACUCAUCGAUCCCUGGUCGCAAUACAACCUUUAAUCAAAUACCUGCCAAACGAGUUUGGUCCCAGUGAAGGAAUUAGUUCAUUUGCAAACUGCAUCAUGCAUCUGAUGAAAGACACAUCUUCAUACCCGUUGGAUGCUGUUGAGGAUAAAACAUCUUUGUUUCCAGGACCUAGACCUGUUUUGCUGAAUUCACACAAUGAAAUAGAUCUGUUGGACUUUCUGACCGUGUAUAGGUCGACAGGUUUGAAAUUAGGCGCAAAUCAGGUUAUCCUGGUGAGAGAUGAACAUUCCCGCAACAACAUACCACCAAAGAUGAAAAACAGCCUGAUUUUGACACUUGAAGAAGCAUCAGGUCUCAGAUUUGAUGACGUUCUUUUAUACAAUUUUUUUGCGGAUUCAAAGGUUGGUAAAGACAUCAUUUUACUCACCAAAAUGGAUGGAAAAUUCGAAAACAGGAAGAAAAAGCAUGAUGUCGACGGAAAUCAGACAAAAAUGGCGAAAUGGGAUCGUUUCCGACGUGCUUCUCUACAACGCGAACUACAAGCACUGUAUAAAGCUUCAAUGACAGCUAGCAACAACUUGUGGAUAUUUGAUGAAAACUCCAACGUGGCGUCCUCAAUGUAUACAUAUCUUCAAGAAAGAAAUGUUGCUGAGGUACAUCAGACUGCAGAAUAUG